Penicillium odoratum is the source of this 2310-nucleotide messenger RNA. RefSeq names its product putative microtubule associated protein (Ase1). The transcript is spliced from 4 exons. Gene Ontology annotation, cellular component: cytoplasm; spindle; mitotic spindle midzone. NCBI's taxonomy places the organism in Eukaryota, Fungi, Ascomycota, Eurotiomycetes, Eurotiales, Aspergillaceae. The record is from RefSeq and is a predicted model, not a curated record. Gene Ontology annotation, biological process: microtubule cytoskeleton organization; mitotic spindle midzone assembly. Gene Ontology annotation, molecular function: microtubule binding. The coding region runs from base 1 to 2310 and encodes 769 amino acids.
AUGGCUGUCGACACAAGCUACUUGACCACUCAGGUCAAUAAUAUCGUGGAGCAACUCCACGGGAUCUUCGAUGACAUCGGUGUCCCCGCUCAUGAGCGCGAGACUCGUGAGGCAGAUCUAUUCAAUGCUCUGUCAGAGAGCUUGAACAAUCACCUCAAGCUUGUUGAUGAGGAAAAGGAGCAAAUGACACAAGAGGCCGAACGUCUGAUCACAACCAUUCAACAAAUAGAGGUGUCUCUCGGCGACGAGAAAGCCAACGGACAGUAUGAGCUGAAUCGCGAUGAUGUUCGUAUCACCUACCCGCUCAACCGGUGUAUCGCAUUCCUGCGUGAGAAGUGCGAUGGAAUGACCAAAUUGCACCGUGAACGUUUUGAGCAGGUCAAGAAACUUGUUGAUGCGCUGGAGUCCUACUCAUCCCACCUCGAGCCCUCAUUCCUUAUCAUUGAACUGCCUCCAACCGCGCCAGGCUCAACUAUUCCCCCGAGCUUCGACCUUUCACCCGAUUAUGUUACAUCAUUGGACUCGGAAUUCAGCCGCGUUUAUGAAGAAUACCACCGUCGUAUAUCUUUCGUUCAGACGACUUCCGAAGAGAUCAUCAAGAUGUGGGCCGAGCUUGGAACCCCCCAGGUCCAGACCGAUUCCAACAUUGUCAAGUACUACCGAGACUCUCCCGAGCAACUUGGGCUGCACGAAAGUGACCUGGCCAAUCUGAAGGCUAGGCGUGAUAAGUUGAUGGACGAGAAGAAAAGCCGUGAGCGCAAGAUUAAGGAGCUCAGAACCGCAGUGGAAGACCUGUGGGAGCGCUUUGGCGUUGAGGAGUCGGACCGCAAAGCAUUCUUGUCAGCCAAUCGUGGUUGCGGCAUGCGGACUAUUAACGAAUACGAAGAGGAGUUGAAUCGUCUCAAUGAAUUAAAGAGACAAAAUAUGCAUUUGUUUGUCGAGGAUGCGCGCGUGCGUUUGCAGGACUUGUGGGAUAGUCUCUUCUUUAGUGAAGAGGAGAUGCUCGAUUUCACUCCUGCUUUCUCUGAUGUUUUCAGUGACGCUCUUUUGGAGGCCCACGAGGGCGAGAUUCAGCGCCUAGAAGCCCUUAAAGAACAACGCGCACCUGUUUUGGAAAUGAUUGAAAAGCACCGCGGCCUGCUGGCAGACCGUGAAGCCUUGUCUUCAUCCAGCCAGGAUGCGUCCCGUCUGAUGGCGCGUGGAACCACAGGCCAGAAGCGCGAUCCCGGCAAGCUACUGAGAGAGGAGAAGAUGCGAAAGCGUAUUUCAAAGGAGUUGCCCAAACUUGAGGCAGACCUUCGGAAAGAGCUUGAGCACUGGGAGGACGAGUUUGGCCGGCCUUUCCUGGUACACGGUGAACGUUAUCUUGAUAACUUGACUCCUGCCACAAAACCCCCGCCUCGCUCUAAGACACCCUCCGGUCCUCCUUCUACCAUCAAGUCUAGUGCUGUCCGCCAGCCGCCGCCAUCGCGACCUGGAAGCUCUAUGCGUGGACCCCCUCCUCCUCGCUCUGCUACCAAGACUCCAAACGGAAGCCGUCCUAUCAAGCACAACACAAUCGGAUAUGCUGGAUCCAGAUCAGGGGCCAUCUCCCCCUCCAAACUUCCUGCGCGGGCUCCCUUGAGCAAUAUGCCCCAUGGAAACAACUCCCCCGAACGUCGCACUGGCCCCGGGACCUACUCAUCUAGCACUCUCAACAGCAAGAUGCUUCCACCUCGUAAUGCGCCGCCCCGAAUGCGUGCCUUGACUGUCGAGUCCAAGGAUCGCAAUAGUCAUAUCAUGGAGCCCCCGCGCUGCAACAGUGCCAUGUCCAGUGCCUUUGUUCGACCAGUCAGUCCAGAGGAUGUAUACGAUGACCGCCAGCGUUCUUUUAUGAGCUCAUCUGUUAUGUCCAACUCGCAUCGAUCAACCGGAUUUUCACACUCUUCACAUUCCUCCCUGUCAUCUCUGUCUCUAAGCUCUUCUCAACAAGGAUACCCGCGCUUGAACCCUUAUUUGUCACAGGCACCGCCUCCUCCGGCUCUUCGUCAAACUUCCAAUUCAUCGACCGUCAAUACUGCCACCUCCGGCUCUGAGAACUGGGAAACCUUUGAGGAUGGAUCCGAGUCCGACGAUGGAUCGAGUGACCUUUACUACUCCAGGCUGCGUGCUGCACCUGGCAAGCGCUUUGCCCCAGACGAUGCCGUGGACCUGAUGGGGAAGAAGAGCAAGGGUAUCAGAAGCGUGAGCCCAGAUGGGCCCCACCCAGGCCAGGUCCUUCGUGUCGCUGGUAGUGACAGCGAGUGGACCGAAGACUUUGAGACCUACUAA